UCUUUAAUAGCAGAAGAGUUUAAGGUGCGUGUUGAAAGCGCUGUGCGGUCGUGGGGCAGGAGGAAGCAGCAGAUCGGUGCUCUCCAAAACACUUUAGCGACAAUGGGAAAGAUCGAGUGGGCCAUGUGGGCUAAUGAACAAGCACUGGCGGCUGGACUCAUUUACCUAACCGGUGGCAUCGUAGGAGUGGCAGGUCAGUUCAGAGACUGGCAGUUUGCUGCUUUCGGGAUAGCUGCAGGUGUGUUUGUGUGUUUGCUGGAGUAUCCGAGGAGCAAAAGAGCCAAAGGAACCAGUAUGGCGAGAACCGGUCAGUAUUGCUUCACUGUGUGUGUGAAGGCAUUCGGGCCCCUGACUAGAAAUUACUACGUUCGAGCGAUACUUCUUGCGGCGCUCAGUGUUCCUGGAGGUUUCAUGCUCGCUACAGUUUUGGGCUGUGUGUGUCUGGGAAUAGCCAGCCUUAUCUACCUGUCUGCUGCCAUUCAUGGUGAGCACUGGGAACCCAUUUUGCCGAUAGAAGAACCCAGCAAACGCGUCCCUCCUAGCAUCAAACAGCCUCCUCAGAACCCGCCACCACGCCCUCCUCCUGAAGUGCGCAGGAAGAGAGUAGACGAUCUCGAGGCUGCGUCUUACGUCAAUCCCGCAGCUGUGACUGCAGACGAACAAUGAAUGAUCAAAUCCCUACCCUGUACAGAUUCUUGUUCAGCUGCCAUACCAAGAGAGGACUGUACACACACACACACACACACACACACACACCUGACUACUGAAUGAUUUUGUCUAGAUAAAUGACAUUUUGAGCUCUAUAAGGUUUUGACGCCGUAAUGUCGUGUUACUGUAUAUUUUUAUUACAGUGUUUAUAAGACACUUCAUAAGAAGGCGUUCUGACACUGAUUACUCUGCUUCUGUUGCACUAUGGAGAUGAUUUAUCAUAUAGCUUUGUACAAUUGAGGGCGAAAGUUUGCACGCCCCUACCUUACAUCGAAAUCAUGAAGCCAGCAAGAUGUUUAAUGCAAGGAUUUUACUUCAGAGUUUGAUCUGGUUGAACAUUUAAAUGAGGCAAAUUGAAAUACAUUAUCUUAGGUUUGUGAAAACGGGGUGCAUAUUUUUAAGAUUUCUAAUUGAGAUGAUAUGAAGAUGUGAGAUUUUCUUCAAUCUGCUGCAAAUCCAGAAACCUAGGAAGUACACAUUUCUGCACUCAAUUGUACACUGUAUAUCUAAGUAUUACUUUUCAUGGGAAAAUGCCAGUAUGCAUGUCAUCCCAGACGAUUUUUCUGCUCAAACACACCAGAUUGAUUGGUGUAUGAGGAGGAAAAAUAACCGAAAGGCCUGGAACUCAAGACCUUUUUCAGCAAACAAAACAAAAUGAAGGCAAAUCGUACUGUUGGUUAAUAAUCUGAUAUGUAAAUGCCAAUUGCUUAUAUGUAAUCAAUCUGUCAGUGUAUUUAUAUUAUCACAAAGUAUUUUAUAUUUGAAUAUCUAUGCUGUUCAGAGAACAAUAUAUAUAUACAACUGUAGAACGAACUAUGUAACUCUUUUUUUAAGUUGUAAUAAAUAUUUUUAUGCUUAUAAUA
Molecule: messenger RNA, 1571 nt
Organism: Silurus meridionalis
Lineage: Eukaryota; Metazoa; Chordata; Actinopteri; Siluriformes; Siluridae
Gene: cyba
Product: cytochrome b-245 light chain
Exons: 6
Coding region: 103-666 (187 amino acids)
Biological process (GO): superoxide anion generation
Cellular component (GO): NADPH oxidase complex
Molecular function (GO): heme binding
Source: RefSeq, a predicted model, not a curated record